Vespa velutina is the source of this 2216-nucleotide messenger RNA. Its product is annotated as EF-hand calcium-binding domain-containing protein 1-like. NCBI's taxonomy places the organism in Eukaryota, Metazoa, Arthropoda, Insecta, Hymenoptera, Vespidae. Bases 16 to 936 code for a protein of 306 amino acids. Gene Ontology annotation, molecular function: calcium ion binding. The transcript is spliced from 4 exons. The record is from RefSeq and is a predicted model, not a curated record.
UUGAAAAAAGAAAAUAUGUCAAACGAGAAACCGAAAGGCAUUAACCCGAGAAUGCACGAAAACAAGCAAACAUUGAAACUCAGCGUCGGCGCCGACGUCGAAGGUAACGGAGGGGUAGACGCCGUUCAUGUUACAACGACUCUCAUGAAAAGCGUUUCCUUAUUUCUCACGAGUGCUUGGAAGGCCUCGGUGAACAUAAAAAGACCGUCCUCAGUGAAGCCAACGAAACAAGAGCCACGAUCUCCGCGUAAAAAAAAAAUGCCGGAAAGCGGAAACGCCAGAAAUUCCGCUUACAUUGUCAAGGUUAUCGAGUCUCUCAAGAAGAAGACUAAAUUUAACAGAACAGAAUUAGAUGGACUCUGCAAACUAUAUAAGAAAUUAAUGACGCAAACUGGCCACCAACAAGUGAAUCCAUCGAUGGACAUUUACAGAAAGCCAAGACCAAUGCACAGUGUCGAGGGAAUCGAUAGAUCUAUUUUUCGCGAUCUUCUUCACAAUACUUUCAAAGUUAUAACCGAAGAUACGUUGGUAGAACGAUUGUUUUGUUGUUGGGAUCGCGAAAAUGAAGGUACUAUUAAAUUAGAAUCGUGGAUCAUGGGUCUCGAUGUUUUCCUCCGUGGCAAUCUACAGGAUAAAACCGAUUUCUGUUUUCGUGUUUACGAUUUAAAUAAUGAUGGUUUUAUUACGAAAGAUGAAAUCUUUCAAUUGUUUAAAAACUGUUUAAUAAAGCAACCAGGAGAAGAAGAUCCGGAUGAAGGAAUACGAGAUUUAUCAGAAUUGACUUUGAAAAAACUCGAUGUCAAUCGCGAUGGAAAAAUAUCAUUUCAAGAUUAUGAAACGGCAAUUAGAAAAGAACCAUUGCUACUCGAAGCUUUUGGACAGUGUUUACCUACGGAAGAAAAUUGUACAGCCUUUAUCAAAUCGUUACAAUAUUGAAACAAUUGUCACCCAUUUCGAUUUCAUCUUGACUUGAAAUAUUGCAGAAAAGUAAGGAAUUUCAUUACAUAAUAUGGAAGAACACAAUAAGAAAUGUGUUAUAAAAGGAGAAGUAAUGUUCGUGUAAUGAAAACAAUUAAGAACUUAUAUUUUAUUGCAUACGAAAGAUUUUCUUAUAUAUUGGAAACAUAUACUUAUGCGAAUUUUAAUGUUAAAAAUCUAUCGCAGAUAUGCUUGAAGAGACAACUUUACUUUUUGCAUUUUCAUUCAUAUUUGUAUUCAAUAUAUGUUUAACUUUAUUAGAUUUACCAAUUCCCAAUUUUGGAAGUCCCCUAUUCAAACCUUCCAAUAAUAUACAAGCUUUACAUAAUUCCUGACUCGAAACAAAUCCACAAUUAUUACAAUGCCUUCGUUCUGGAUUUUUUACAUUGCUCUUUACUUGCAUUCUUUCACCUGACAUUAAAAUUUAAUGAUCUAUGUAUUAUAGAUAUUAAAAAAAUAAAUAUUAACUGUUAUGAUGAAAUUCUUAUUUUAAAAGUAUACAUACCAGAAUGAAUGAUAUCUAUGAUAGAUGAUGGUCUUACUUUUUCCAAAUCUUUUAAAAAUGUUCGAGCAUAUCCUCGAUAAGCAUUAGGAGCAUAUACGCAUUCGGUAGAAAAAUAAAUUAAUUUUUGAAAGUGUGCAUACAUAACAAUCUCUUUUUCGUAAGCGUAUUUCAAUGGUUUGCAUCUAACAAUAGCAUCCGCUCCUGACUAUAAUAAAAAAUAAGAUAUUUCAAAUCAUCCUGCAUUUCGUAUUAAUUUUGUUCAUAAAAAUUUGAAAUUAUCUAACCGUUAUUAUAGCCGUACAUCUUUGCAACCGAGCAAUGUCACCACGUAAAAUAUUCAUUAGAACUGUCUCAGCUAUGUCAUCCGCAUUGUGACCUGUUGCAAUACAAUCCACACCUAAUAAAGCACCUCCUCUAUCUAAUGCCUGUCUUCGAAAUACACCACAGAAAGUACAAUUAUUUUUUCUGCCAAUCUACAAUUGAUUUUAAACAAACAAAUGUUUAUUUUACUGACACAUUAAUGUAUUCAUAUAUGAUGCUUAAUGUAUUACAAAUGAUAAAUGUAUGGCUUACUUGUUCUACUAUAGCAUCCAUUGUCCAUCCAUAUAUAUCUUUGUAUGAUAAUAUUUUUAAUGGUAUACCAUAAUCAUCUCUAUUUUUUUCCACAGUUUCCAAACUAUCAUCUCGGUAUCCUAUAGGUAUAUUAAAUUAAUAAAAAAUUAUUUUUACUUGU